Molecule: messenger RNA, 1418 nt
Organism: Arabidopsis lyrata subsp. lyrata
Lineage: Eukaryota; Viridiplantae; Streptophyta; Magnoliopsida; Brassicales; Brassicaceae
Exons: 2
Coding region: 328-1281 (317 amino acids)
Molecular function (GO): zinc ion binding
Source: RefSeq, a predicted model, not a curated record
CGCUUCAUGCAUGUGUUCAAGGGUAUGCUUACAUGAGGAAGGUGAUAGUCAUUGAUGGGACUCACCUACGAGGACAAUAUGGCGGAUGCUUAAUUGCAGCUAGUGCACAAGACGCAAAUUUUCAAGUGUUUCCCAUUGCAUUUGGGAUAGUAAACAGCGAGAACGAUGAGGCGUGGACUUGGUUCAUGACUAAGCUGACGGAAGCUAUACCAGAUGAUCCAGAGUUGGUGUUUGUGUCUGACAGGCACUCCUCAAUUUAUGCCAGCAUACGCAAGGUAACAUUGUUGUUACCUGAUACAAAGACAAUUAUCCCAAUAUCUAUUACGCAUGCUAAGAUAUCCACUAACGUCUAUAAUCUUUGCGCAGGUUUACCCAAUGUCAUCUCAUGCUGCUUGCAUCGUCCAUCUGAAAAGGAACAUUGAGGUUUACUUUAAAUCUGAGGAGCUAAGUGCAUUGGUAUCGUGUGCAGCGAGGGCUUAUCGCCUAAGUGAUUUCAACCGGCUUUUUGCUGAAAUUAGGGCUAAACAUGAGCCAUGCGCUGACUACCUGGCAGGUAUUGGGUUUGAGCAUUGGACGAGAUCCCAUUUUGUUGGAAAUAGAUAUAACUUCAUGACAAGUAAUAUAUCGGAGUCGCUAAACAAUGUGUUAACCAUGGCUCGAGAUUACCCGGUAAUCUCAAUCUUAGAGUCUAUCCGCACAACUCUCGUGACAUGGCUUGCGCUUAGGAGGCAAGCUGCCCAGCUUGAGGACAAUAUCCUACCGCCAAAGGUGAACGAUAUGGUAAUCGAAAAUUACGAGAAAGGAGCAGGAUGUGCUGUAAUAAAGAUUGGGGAAGGGCUAUAUGAAGUUAGAGAAAAAGGAGGCGCAGCAUUUGCGGUCAACCUAUGGGAGAGAACAUGUACGUGCAGGGAGUUUCAGCUGCUAACAAUCCCUUGCUCUCAUGCCAUAGCGGCAGCAAUACAAGAAGGAAUCAGAGUGGACACGCUAGUUGGAGUCCAUCACACCAACCCCCAGCUUAGGUUGUCUUACCAAGCGCUAAUAAUGCCGGUACCCGACACGGAGACACUGACUCCUUCCCCAAAUGAUGUAGGGGGUGGGAAACUGGCACCACCAUAUGUUCGGAGACCGCCUGGACGCCCAAGGAAACGAAGAUUAUUUUCAAGAGGCGAGUUCAAGAGAACAUCAAGGAAAAGAUGCUCACGAUGCAAGUCAUUAGGUCAUAACAGGGCAACCUGCAAUGGCCCAAUAACGGUAAUAAAUACUUUAACAAUUAGUAAAUGAAUUAUGGAAUAUUUACUAUAUCUCGUUGGAAUGCAGGGUACAUAGAGAACGGAAGGAAGGACGUUUUUUGGCGAGUAAAGGGAUGGAUGGAUGUUGUCAGGAUUAACAAAGAAAUUGGCCUGGCUAUGUGAAAUAAA